AUGUGGAAGCUUAAGCUGUCAAAAGGGGACUACGAUGAUGAUGACGGAGGUGUUAGAAGAAGAAGUAGUGUAAAUGAUGAGGAUCAUAUUGGUAGACAAUUUUGGGAAUUCGAUCCAUAUGCAGGGACUCCCGAGGAACGAUCUCAAAUCGAGAAAAUGCGACAAGAAUUUACCAAAAACAGGAUGAAUGUGAAGCAUAGUUCUGAUCUUCUCAUGAGAUUUCAGUUUGCAAGUGAUGAUGAUCAUCAGAAUAACCAUUACGAAUCAGAUAAAGAUCAUCAAUCAGAUGAAGAACAAGUAGCUGAUGAUCAUGUACUUGUGAAGACGGGGUUGAAGAAAGCGUUGAGGUUUUACUCAACUCUUCAAGGUGAGGAUGGGACCUGGCCUGCUGACUAUGGUGGUCCUUUGUUCCUUCUUCCUGGCCUGAUCAUCGGGUUGCAUGUCAUGGGGGCGACAAGUGUAGUUUUAUCUGCAGAACACCAAAGGGAAAUUUGUCGUUAUAUCUACAAUCAUCAGAAUGUAGAUGGAGGAUGGGGUUUGCACAUAGAAGGUCACAGCACCAUGUUUUGUACGGCUUUGAACUACGUGAGCUUGAGAUUGCUCGGAGAAACUAUUACAAUGGAUGAUGAGGGUGCCCUGACAAAAGCUAGAAAAUGGAUUCUUGAUCAUGGCAGUGUCACUCACAUACCCUCAUGGGGUAAAUUCUGGCUUUCUGUACUCGGGGUGUAUGAAUGGGCUGGCAACAAUCCUUUGCCACCAGAGCUGUGGCUUCUCCCAUAUUUUGUUCCUCUACACCCAGGACGCCUGUGGUGCCACACAAGGAUGGUUUACCUACCGAUGUCAUACUUGUAUAGUAAGCGGUUUGUCGGACCAAUCAGUUCCGUUGUUCUGUCACUAAGACGAGAGUUAUAUAAGACACUUUAUCACCAAGUUGAUUGGGAUUCAGCAAGAAAUCAAUGUGCCAAGGAAGAUUUGUAUUAUCCUCAUCCUAUAAUACAAGACAUCAUAUGGGGUGGUUUGAACAAGAUUGCGGAACCUUUACUGAUGCAAUGGCCAUUAUCCAAGCUUAGAAAGAAAGCAUUGAACACUGCUAUGCAACAUAUUCAUUAUGAGGACAAGAACACUCACUAUAUUUGCAUUGGACCUGUUAAUAAGGUGCUCAACAUGUUAUGUUGUUGGGUAGAGGAUCCAAAGUCACCUGCAAUUAAGUUGCACCUCUCCAGAAUCAAAGACUAUCUUUGGAUAGCCGAAGAUGGCAUGAAAAUGCAGGGAUACAACGGAUCACAAUUGUGGGAUGCAGUUUUUGCAGUUCAAGCUAUAUUAGCAACAAAUAUGGUUGAUGAAUAUGGCUCCAUGCUUCAGAAAGCACACAACUUCAUUAAAAACUCACAAAUCAGAGAAAACAGCUCGGGUAACUUUCAGUCAUGGUAUCGUCACAUAAUAUGUGGUGGAUGGCCAUUUUCCACCCGAGCUAAUGGUUGGCCUGUUUCAGAUUGUACUGCUGAAGCUUUGAAGACGGUUUUGAUGCUAUCACAAAUGCCAAAUGACAUUGUUGGAGAAUCAAUUGCACCAGAAUGUUUAUAUGAUGCUGUUCAUUUACUUCUAACUCUUCAGAAUGCAAAUGGCGGAUUCUCCUCUUACGAGCUCAUGAGAUCCUACGGAUGGUUAGAGGUGCUCAACCCGGCUGAAACAUUUGGAGACAUCAUGGUCGAUUACCAGUAUGUGGAGUGUACAUCUGCAGUGGUGCAAGGCCUAAGAUUGUUCAUCAAACUAUAUCCAAGCCACCGAAGAGAGGAAAUAGAAGCCUGUGUCGACAAAGCCAUAACAUUUAUUGAGAAUAUGCAACUGCCCGACGGCUCAUGGUAUGGAUCAUGGGGAAUUUGCUACACGUAUGGAACAUGGUUUGGAAUAAAAGGAUUGAUUGCAGCGGGUGAGACAUACGAAACUAACGAUAGCAUCAGAAAGGCGUGUUCUUUCUUUCUCUCUAAGCAGCUUCCCUCCGGGGGUUGGGGAGAGAGCUACAAAUCUUGUGAGCGAAAGGUAUACACAAAUAUCGCAGGGAACAAACCCCACCUCAUAAACACUUCGUGGGCUUUGCUAGCUCUGAUUGAAGCCGGACAGGGUGAGAGAGAUCACAGGCCACUCCAUCGUGCUGCAAAAGUACUAAUUGAUCACCAAACAGAGAAUGGAGAUUUUCCGCAACAGGAUAUUAUAGGGGUGUUUAACAAGAACUGUAUGAUAAGUUACUCGUCUUACAGAAACAUAUUUCCAAUUUGGGCUCUUGGAGAAUACCUCAAUCGUGUAAUUGGAGAUAAAUCCCCUACUUGA
Molecule: messenger RNA, 2328 nt
Organism: Erigeron canadensis
Lineage: Eukaryota; Viridiplantae; Streptophyta; Magnoliopsida; Asterales; Asteraceae
Product: cycloartenol Synthase-like
Exons: 17
Coding region: 1-2328 (775 amino acids)
Biological process (GO): triterpenoid biosynthetic process
Cellular component (GO): lipid droplet
Molecular function (GO): intramolecular transferase activity
Source: RefSeq, a predicted model, not a curated record